AUGGCGGACUUCGGGCGGCUCUUGAUGACUGCCAUGGUCCCCCGUGCUGUCCGCUGCGACCCACCGCCUGAAGUCGAGAGCCGGAGGACCAACAGCUUGCUCCUGGAAGCGCGGCCUGUUCCCAGCUCCCAGGCGUCGGCACAGCGACUACCAGAGAUGGAAGAACUUUGGCCUGACCUUCCGCCGCGCCGCUGCUCCAUGCGGCAGAACUGGAGAAGAAGCGCCAGUCUUUGUCGCGUUGGAGCCGAGCUUGUGUCGGAGCGAGAAGUUGAAGUAGGUGUUCAUGACGAUGGCCAUCAAGAUACCUCAGAGAUGUCCUUCGCUCCACCCUUUGAGAUGAAGCCGGCGAAGUUGCGAAGUGAGCGCCUACCACUUGAAGAGUCAGGACAAAGUACUGGAAGCCUGACCAACGACAAGACAUGUUCAUUCCACGAGCCUAAACUAGGUGACAGUGAGGACAGGCAGUGGUUGCAGGCCAAAGAAGAGUCAGAGCCGCCUGCGUCACAUGCCUCGCCCGUGUCACGCUACCGAGAGGCAACGCCGUUUGCGGCCCGUAGCGUGACAAGACCGACACCAGCACGCGCACAACGGACGCCCCUUUCAGAGGAGGAUGCCUUGGCGAUAGUGCGCGACUGGGCUUCGAAGCAGAUUCCAGAGCUCAUGGCGGCUGCCGAGAGGCGGAGUCUUCUGAAAAACUUCCCGACGGCCAAGAAGAUUGCCGUUGUCCUCUUUGGGAAGCCGGACGAAGACUUCAGAGAUUGGGUGAAACAGAGGACGAGGUCUGAUUAUGAGGCUGCCAAAGAACAGCUGGAGCGCAGACGAAGCAGUGCCGAGGCUGCAGGUGAAGAACCACCGGUAGAUGAUUUGAAGGAGCCUCCCGAGGCUGACUUUCCCAGCAAGAUGGAGGUCUCAGACAAGGUCCUGGCGCAUGAGCUGAAGAAUUUCUCCUUGCCGGACAAAGCGGAAGGCUUUGACGAGAUCCGAUAUGAAUGGGCCGAUGAGGCAUCUCCGGGGGAAAUGGAGACGGAGAUCUCCGUGGUGAAAAGAAAAACACCAGUUGCAUUGCAACUGAUGAAUAAGUGA
Cladocopium goreaui is the source of this 1083-nucleotide messenger RNA. The record is from the annotation of a GenBank genome assembly. NCBI's taxonomy places the organism in Eukaryota, Dinophyceae, Suessiales, Symbiodiniaceae.